Messenger RNA from Carassius gibelio (silver crucian carp), 7006 nucleotides. RefSeq names its product regulating synaptic membrane exocytosis protein 2. Gene Ontology annotation, cellular component: presynaptic membrane; cytoskeleton of presynaptic active zone. The record is from RefSeq and is a predicted model, not a curated record. Bases 216 to 5234 code for a protein of 1672 amino acids. Lineage: Eukaryota; Metazoa; Chordata; Actinopteri; Cypriniformes; Cyprinidae. Gene Ontology annotation, biological process: regulation of synaptic plasticity; calcium ion-regulated exocytosis of neurotransmitter; intracellular protein transport. Gene Ontology annotation, molecular function: small GTPase binding; transmembrane transporter binding. The transcript is spliced from 40 exons.
CAUCCAUUUUUUGUGCAUUCAAGAAAUCUCUUGGAGUUAGCAGCGGCGGCAGCAUCCAGGAGAGGGUCGCGGGGAAGGCGUCUGCCGAUUACCGCAAUAAGGGAUCGCGCGCCCCACCAUUGGACGAUGCGCGAGAGCUCUCCGCAAGCGGCAGCAGCCAUGGGUUAGACUGCAUUCACCAUGAUUUCGAAAUAAAAGCAUCAUCUACACCUGAAAUGUCAGCUCGGGGGGCCCCGGCCGCGUCCCCUGCGGCCCCCGCUCCGCCGGACCUGAGCCACCUCACCGAGGAGGAGAGGAAGAUCAUCCUCUCGGUCAUGGAGCGACAGAAGAAAGAGGAGGAGAAGGAGCAGUCCAUGCUGAAGAAGCUGCACCAGCAGUUUGAGAUGUACAAGGACCAGGUGAAGAAGAUCGGAGAGGAGGCUCCGAAGAACCCCGAGCAGAAGGCAGACUCGCCCAUCUGUGGGAUCUGCCACAAAACCAAGUUUGCUGAUGGCUGCGGCCGCGUCUGUUCUUAUUGCCAAACCAAGUUCUGCGCGCGCUGUGGAGGACGCGUCUCCCUCCGCUCCAACAGAGUAAUGUGGGUAUGCAACCUGUGCCGAAAACAACAAGAAAUCCUCACAAAGUCGGGAGCAUGGUUCUACAGCAGUCCUGAGGGCUCCAGAUCGGGGCCCCAAGCCAAAGUGAGGGGAGGCCCAGCCGGAGCCAACCAGGACCCUCUCAGAAACGGUUCAGGGAUCCCAGACAGAAACAGAAGCCCAUCAGGAUCCAGGGACCCCAACGCAGCAUAUAACCAAAGGGAGGGAGAAGGAGGACUGCAGUAUGCCCCGGCUGAAGGUGGCAUGCCCCGCUCUCCGUCCGACUACGGACGUGAUCCUGGCCAUUCGCCGAGGAGUUCAAGAAUGUACAAUGAGCUGGGCAGUUAUCAAGACAGUCAAGGACGCUGGCACUCUCAAGGCCAGCGUUUGGAUGGCAAGCUAGAGGACUAUGAACUCCAAAGACGCCGUGAGGAGGAAUACCAGGCCCGAUACCGCAGCGACCCCAAUCUGGCGCGCUACCCAGUCAAACCCCAGCCCUACGAGGAGCAGAUGCGCAUCCAUGCCCAGGUGUCACGGGCUCGGCACGAGCGGCGUCAUAGUGACGUCUCGCUCGCCUAUACAGAACUUGACGAGCCUCUGCAUGGGCCUGGUGGACGGCAGUCACGCCUCCCUCUGGUGGGAGGCCCAAGUCAACGCUCGUACUCCAUGGACAGGAGCUCAACGGGACAUCGGAUGUCAAAUCAUAGCCCACCAACACCACGUCGCAGCCCUGUGUUGGGCGACAGCCGCCGAGGACUGGCGGAGCCAACGAGGAAACCCAUACUCCAACAGCACCACUUGGACCCUAGCUCAGCUAUGCACAGGAACAAACGGGACAAAAUGGAUAGCAUGCUACGAAACGACUCUCUAAGCUCAGACCAGUCUGAGUCGGUUCGGCCUCCUCCACCUCGACCACACCGCAGCAAACGCCUAGGCAAGCUCCGAACCAUGGGCAGCUUCAGCAGCUCAGAGGAGGAGUUGGCCACCACGCCAGAGUACACAAGCUGUGAGGACGUGGAGCUGGAGAGCGAAUCCAUCAGCGAAAAAGGCAACAUUCAAAGGGGAAAAAGAAAAACAAAUGAGCAGGCACAUUUUUUGGACGUCAAUUACGCCCCGUCUGAGAGGCGAAAGACAGUGGUGCGAUUUUGGCAGUGCAGCUAUGAUGAAGACGCGGAGUGGUGCCAGCCACAGGUCAAAGAUUCAGGGGUUGACACGUGCAGUAGCACCACACUUAACGAGGAGCAUAGCCAUAGUGACAAGCACCCGGUGACAUGGCAACCAUCCAAAGAUGGAGAGCGCCUAAUAGGGCGGAUAGUGCUAAACAAGCGGAUGAAAGAUGGCACGGUGCCCAGAGACACAGGGGCACUGCUGGGCCUCAAGGUGGUGGGAGGGAAGAUGACAGAGUCUGGCAGACUUUGUGCUUUCAUUACGAAGGUGAAGAGAGGAAGUCUAGCAGACACUGUCGGCCAUCUUCGACCAGGCGAUCAGGUCCUGGAGUGGAACGGGAGGGUCUUACAAGGAGCCACGUUCAAGGAAGUUUACAAUAUCAUUCUAGAAUCCAAGCCAGAGGCGCAGGUGGAGCUGGUGGUCUCACGGCCCAUCGGAGAUGUCCCUAGAAUACCAGAGAGCACACAUGGACAGCUUGAAUCAAGUUCAAGUUCCUUUGAAUCUCAAAAGAUGGGCCCGUCCAUCUCUGUCACGUCCCCCAUGAGUCCUGGCGUGCUCCGGGACAACCCUCAGUAUGUGUCCGGACAGCUCUCGAGUCCAUGCCUUAGUAGAAGAACCACGCCUUUUGUCCCUAGGGUCCAGGUCAAGCUGUGGUACGAUAAAGCAGGACAUCAGCUCAUCGUCACUAUCCUGGGCGCCAAAGACCUGCCUUCACAAGAAGACGGGCGACCUAGGAAUCCAUACGUCAAAAUCUACUUCCUCCCCGACAGAAGCGACAAAAGCAAGAGGAGAACGAAAACGGUGAAGAAAUCUCUGGAGCCCAAGUGGAGCCAGACGUUCAUGUACUCACCGGUGCACAGACGAGAGUUCAGGGAGCGCAUGCUGGAGAUCACGGUGUGGGACCAGGCCAGAGUCCGAGAGGAGGAGAGCGAGUUCCUGGGAGAGAUUCUGAUUGAGCUGGAGACAGCGCUGGUGGACGAUCAGCCUCACUGGUAUAAGCUUCAAACACACGACCUGUCCUCGAUGCCUCUGCCGAACCCCUCGCCCUACAUGCAGAGACGUCUCCUACACGGAGAGAGCCCCACACGCAGGCUACAGAACAAAGGCCCGUAUUUUUACAACUCAGGGUCACAGAGAAUCAGUGACGGCGAGUUCUCUGAUUACGACUGUGAAGACGGGAUUGGUGUUAUCUCAGAUUACCGGCACAAUGGCAGGGAUUUCCAGAGCUCCACUCUGUCUGUCCCGGAGCAGGUGAUGUCAUCCAAUCACUGUUCCCGAUCGGACAUGACCCGCACACGCUCGCGCUCACCCAGUGUCCCUCCACCACAAAGUCGAAGUUUAGACCACGGUGUGAGAGGACGACCCUCGCAGUAUGGCCCCCGACAUCGCCUGUCUGAAGACAGAUACUCACCAGACAGCCAGUAUCUUACCCUCCCUCCUCGAACCAGACACAGACAGCCAAGCGUCGACCCCGUUAUCCAGGACCCCAGCAUGCACCCCCUCUAUCGGGAGGACGCGGUCAGGUUACUGCGCUCCACUAGGAUGGCCCGUGCCUGCUCAGACGGAGCUUACGAUAGCUUGGACAGGAGGAUGAGGAGAGAUAGACAAAUGUCUGCCUACAGUGACUCAUUUGAAUCUCCUGAGAGAUAUUACAAUGGGCCCAAUCAUGUAUCUACUCCGUGGCCCAAUCAUGUCAUGAAUGGAACCAGUGGUGACAGCAGUAGGACGUGCCCCAGGAUAGAAAUUGAGCCUUCCACAGAUACAGAAAGAGAUGACAAUAUCCCAGAGUUCCUAGCUAACCGUGAGCACUUUGAGGAAGAUCUGAGGGCAAGCAUCCGAACCGGAUCGGUCCAAACAAGUCCCACCAGUACGCCAGUAUCGAGUCGAAGAGGUCGGCAGCUACCGCAAGUCCCACCAAAGGGCUCUAUGGACAGAAAAGAUGGCGAGGGUAUUACUGAGCCUUUUGAAGUGGUGGGAGGGGCUUCACAACCACUGGCUCCGCCCCCUCCACCUCCACAAGCCACACAAGCAAUGGCUGCUCAUGUCGGGAUGGAGUCUCCUGUCUUGAGCCCCAACACCACCUAUGCCCCCAUGCCUCCUCCUGCACAUGCUCCUCCCUCUCCUGCACAUGCCCAUCUGCCACCUUCAGUUGCCACUCCCCCACCCACACAUGCCCCUCCCUCUCCAGCACAUGCCCCUCCCCCUCCAGCCCCUCCCCCUCCUCCUCCGCCCGCUGCUCCAUCAUCAGCUUCACCUCUUGUCCAACAGGCUUCUGUGACAGAAUCCCAGGAAAAGCCUGUAGCUCCCCCUGCUGUCAAUGGGAGGAAAGAGGUCACAUGGGAGGACCAGCAGAAGAAAGCUCCUGCUGUAGUGUCAGAGUCCACAGUGUCAGAGAACGAAGAUGCAGGCACUUUGAAGGAUCCAUCAAGGCGUGGGAUGGACAGUCUCUCCAUGAGGUCGUCGGACAGUGAUGUAAGCGACGUGUCCGCUAUGUCGAGCGCGUCUCGGCUCAGCAGCACGAGCCACAUGUCUGUCCAGUCAGAAAGGGUGCGAGCGGGCCGCAGGAUCAGUGAGUUUACAUCUAAAAUGAAACACAGGGCUCAGACGGCCACCCCGGGGUCCAACAUCACCAAGAGCUCCAGUGUGGGUGGAGACAUGUGCUCGCUGGGCAGGAACGACGACGAGGACGAGGACGACAAGAAGCGGCGCUCCAGCUUCGGAGCCAAGAUGGCGGCCAUGGUGGGCCUGGGGAAGAAGAGUCAGAGCACCUCCCAGCUGGACCCAGAGCAGGAGGGUAAGAAGAAGAAGCCGGUGCGUCUGGCGAUCCAGCGGAGUGUAGAGACUGGUUUAGCCGUGGAGAUGAAGAGCAGGAUGACACGGCAGCCCAGCCGUGAGACCACAGAUGAUGGUGAAAAGGUGAAACCUGGAAAUCUGAUUUUCCCUGGAGUGAAGAUCUCUUCAGACAGCCAGUUCACUGAGUUUUUGGAUGGUCUUGGCCCCGCCCAGCUGGCCGGGAGACAGACAUUGGCCACGCCUCCAAUGGGUGACAUCCAGAUCGGUAUGGUGCACAGGAAGGAGAGGCUGGAUGUUGAAGUUAUUCGGGCUCGAGGCCUGGUGGGCAAACCAGGGAACAAACAGACGCCAGCACCUUAUGUAAAAGUAUAUCUGCUGGAAAAUGGGAAGUGCAUCAACAAAAAGAAAACCCGGACGGCACGGAAAACACUGGAUCCUCUUUAUCAACAGCAGCUUCAGUUUGAGGAGAAUCCUGAAGGAAAGGUUUUACAGAUCAUUGUUUGGGGGGACUAUGGACGCAUGGACCACAAAUCCUUCAUGGGAGCCGCCCAGAUCCUGUUAGACGAUUUAGAGCUGACCAACAUGGUGAUUGGCUGGUACAAGCUCUUCCCUCCCACCUCAUUAGUGGACCCAACCUUGGCACCUUUAAGUAGUAAACCUCCAGGUUCAAGCCUGGACAGUUCUAAUGUUCGGUCGUAGCGGCACGAGGAGGAGAGCGGUAGAGAGCGGCGUGAGUAGCUCCAGCUACAGACAGAGAGGAGACGGUCUGGACAGGACACGUCCUGGUCACACUGCAUGCUUGAUGUUGUGUCCUCUGAGCCCAUGCGAUCAGAGGUUAAGAAAAGGCCUACGUCCUUCUGCCAAAAAAAAUUACUGAAAAGAAAAAGUAUGCUGCCGUCACACACAGGGAACGCACGACAGUGGAUGUCUCUCCGUUCAGCUGAAGAGAUGCAGCCAGGGAUUCAGUGGAGUCUGACUCUUAACUGUAGGACGUUAAGAGUGCUGAUUUCCACCGGACGUUAUACUCUGCCCGUUUUCUCUCUGUUGAAUUCAGAGAGAUGUCAGUGUUUCUUACCCACAACUUGAUUCAUUGUAGCCAUUACUGUAAGCCAAGCUGUCAAAAGAAGAUCCAUAAAGAGAGAAGCACUUGGCUAAGAUGGGACAGGAAAGGGUACCCUCAGAGAGAUGACGUUCUCGUGGGAAUGACCCUACAUCAAGCCAGAUCUCCCCUGGAUCGCUCUUCAAACUUCGGUGAUGAGGAAAUGGAUAUGGCCAGAGUUCCUGUUUGAUUCAGGAAAAAAAUAAAUAAUUAAAUAAUUAAAUAAUGGACCUUUUUGUGCUCCGGUAUGAUGUUCUCUUUGUUGAUGUACUGUAUGAAUCUUAUGUUUGUUUCAGUUUUUUUGUUUGUUUGUUUUUGUUUUUUUUGCAUGGAUGCAAAGUUGUUUUAAAAAAAAAAACUGUAUGUUUAUUUUCCUCGAGACUUGCAAAAAAAAAAAAAAAAAAAGAAAGAAAGAGAGGAAGAAACUUACUUAAGGAUGACCAGAUCAGCCAUUUUCAACUAUUUGUAUCAUUUUUAAUAUGAAAUUCUCUAGUGCAUGAUUUUCAAAGAGACUGAAUGCAAAAUGAUAACGAUGUGAUUGUCAUCCUUUAGAAUAUUUUUCUGUAUUUUUACAGAUCUCGGUUACAGGUGUGGUCUGGUGAUCUCAUAUUAUUAAUGGAGAAAAAAAAAAUGCAAGGGAUGGCCGAGAAAAACAAUAAAUGUAUAAUAUUGAUUUUGCUAUAAAAACGAACAUGAAAAUUGUACAUUCCUCCCUUCAGAAGCAGCCAUAAGUCUUUGUUGAUGUGGAGACGGAGCUGUAGAUUAUCGUAUGGGUCUGUCAUGAUUCCACUAGGAUGGAAUAUUCAUUCAAAGCAAGCAUGUUGAAAAGGGUCUGCAACAUGGAUUGAGCACACUGUCUGAGUAAUACAGCAUGUUUUAAUAGAGACAUCUGGGAAUUAUUUCCAGUUUUGUGUACAGUGCAUGUGGACCAAGGCUCGGCCAUCCACCGUAUCUAGCGUCGUCCACAGAUUCAGGUCAGGGUUGAGCUUUCGUGGCUGACGGUUCAGACAUUUAACGCAACAUUCCACCUCUUGGCAGUCAUCUUUUCUUGAAGUUUUGAAAAGAAUAAAAAAUCAAACAGAUAAAAAAAAAAAAUGCUGAAAAAUGUUAAGAACAUUUAUAUUUAUUCAAGGUUGACUUGGAAAAAAAUUUGCAAGUAUAUUUUAUUUUAUUAUUGUUAUAAAGAAAAUCCCGUCGGAUGGUCUCUGAACUCAGUGGACUGGACAAUGUUCAUUCUCGUCAUGUUGUUCAACGCGACAGACACUGGUUGUCAAAAGAGGAGUAAGUCACAGUUUGUGGAGAUGAGAAAAUUGCCACACAAUAUACAUUUUUAAUUGUUUCUUGUUUUGAGAGAAUAAAAUUCAUUUAUUAA